GGUGGAAGAGGAGGACAAAAGAGGGCAGCUUCUGCAAGAUCUUGAGAUGCGUGAAGACUGCAGAAGACACCGCAUCAGCCACCACCACCACCACCUUUAAUUCCUGCCUCCAGCCCAGCCUCCCCCAAACAUCCAUCCACCCCGACAAGUUUGCCAACUCCACCGUCUCACCAUCAUCGCCGUCGUCCAGGAGGAGCGACGAGAAAUCAAGCAGCCGACGACGAACCCAGCUGCUGCAAGCAAGCUAUCUUCGAUCCCGUCGGAUCGAUCGCAUGCGGCGGCUUCUCGGUCCAUCCAUCUGAGAUCACCGGGAGGCACUGCACCGAUCCGUCAUCCAUGGGGAGCGGCAAGGCGUCCCCAGGCGCCGGUAGUGAAGGCGCGAGCGGCGGGCCGCCGCCGGGCGCCGUCUGCUGCAUGUGCGGCGACAGCGGCCUCCUGCCCGAGCUCUUCCGCUGCUCCGCCUGCUCCGUCCGCUCCCAACACACGUACUGCACGGAUCGAUACCCGAAGGUGGAGUCGUACGGCACCUGCAACUGGUGCCUGAGGGCGGACGGAGGCGUGGCUUCGACUUCGUCAUCGCCGAGGUCCGCCGGCAAGGCGGCCGCCCGGUCGUCGGCUGCUCACGGUGACACGACAGGCGGCGGCGGCAGAUUAUCGCCCAAGGUCGCCGCUCGUGGCGACUUCGCGUCGUCGAACCUGAGCAAGCCUAUCAAGAAGCAGCAGCCGCAGCAUCAGCGGCUCCUGCUGCGGCGGUCGGCGUCGGACCUUGGCAGCCGCGUCCGCGACGCGCCGCCGCCGUCGCCCGGCGUCGCGCGCGGCAGGCCGAGGGUCCGGAGGUACAAGCUCCUGGAAGAGGUCAUCACUAGCUAGCCAGUAGACAGCGAUCAUGUCGUGGAUGACACGUGUGCCGUGUGCGUACGUAUUAGGUGUGUACGCGUGCAUCUUGUGUCUCCAUGCGUGCAUGGAGAUCAGCUGCUAAUCAGAGUGUGCGCCUUGCUGUACAUGAGGAAUAAUACUUGCUAACGUACGUGCAGAUCGAUCAUGCGAUGUAUGAGCAGCUAUAUAUUCGCUCCUGAUCUAUCGUCUCGGUUAGUUAACUAGCUGUUUAUAGAGAGAGUUCUGCGUGCAAAUAACAACUACUUUCUGACUAUGUACACUUGCUAAUCUCGAGCUUAAUCAAGAAAAG
Molecule: messenger RNA, 1186 nt
Organism: Panicum hallii
Lineage: Eukaryota; Viridiplantae; Streptophyta; Magnoliopsida; Poales; Poaceae
Exons: 2
Coding region: 337-870 (177 amino acids)
Source: RefSeq, a predicted model, not a curated record